AUGCAAAUUGCAAAUUGGGUGAACUAUGCAGAACGGGAAGAAAGUAUUGGCGAGAUUCAACGAAGACGAUUCGUGUUUGAACGUGGGUUGGAUGUAGAUCAUCGUAGUAUCACUUUUUGGCUUCAAUACGCUGAAAUGGAAGUGCGGUAAAGAUUUUAUUGGUUUUUAAUUUUUAGAACCAGUAACUUGCGUAGUGUUAUGUUACCCAGGUGGCAGUAGUUGGCUGAAAAAUUGUUAAAAUACGAAACGCAGUUAAUGUAUGUUAUAAUGUAACAUUUACUUUAGGAAUCGCCAAAUUAAUCAUGCAAGGAACAUUUGGGAUUGUGCUGUGACGAUUCUGUCUCGAGCUACACAGUUCUGGCUUAAGUAUUCUUAUAUGGAAGAGCUGGUGGAGAAUAUAACCGGAGCUAGACAAGUCUUCGAUCGAUGGAUGGAAUGGGUGCCGAACGAGCAGGGAUGGAGAACAUACAUCAGCUUUGAGCAAAGACAUAAGGAAGUUGACCGAGCCAAUGACAUCUAUCUACGCUUUCUACAUGGUCAUGACUUUAACAACUGGAUUGCUUAUCCCAAGUUUGAAGAACGGUUUGACUACAUCGAGAACUCUAGAAGUGUAAGUUAUAUUAUUUUUGGUUUUGUAUUUAGGCAGACAAGAAACUUUGUCUUUAACAAAUUUAUUACUUAAAGACUAAGUUUAAAUGUGUUGUUAGUAGUGUACAUUUAUAUAUAUAUGGGCGAAGAAUAAUUAUUAUUUUACUGGUAUUAUUUUGUAUUUUUAAUGACUUAACAAGUGUAAUUUUGGUUUUUUUAAGGAGAUCAUCAAAGGUUCUAUGCAAGUCCAAACACAUCGUAAUCAACUGGCUUUACAAGGUUAA
Molecule: messenger RNA, 872 nt
Organism: Bursaphelenchus okinawaensis
Lineage: Eukaryota; Metazoa; Nematoda; Chromadorea; Rhabditida; Aphelenchoididae
Source: the annotation of a GenBank genome assembly